Molecule: messenger RNA, 870 nt
Organism: Rhodotorula toruloides NP11
Lineage: Eukaryota; Fungi; Basidiomycota; Microbotryomycetes; Sporidiobolales; Sporidiobolaceae
Product: voltage-dependent ion-selective channel
Exons: 8
Coding region: 1-870 (289 amino acids)
Biological process (GO): monoatomic anion transmembrane transport
Cellular component (GO): mitochondrial outer membrane
Molecular function (GO): voltage-gated monoatomic anion channel activity
Source: RefSeq, a predicted model, not a curated record
AUGGCUCAAAUUUCGCCUGUGCCUCCGAGCUGGAAAGACCUCGGCAAGUCCGCCUCGGACCUGCUCAACAAGGACUUCCCUCUCGCCGGGAGUGCAUUGGAGGUCAAGACCCGCGCCCCUAACGGCGUCCUCUUCAAGGUCGCCGGUCUCCGCGACGCCAAGACUGCCGCUAUCGCAGGCGACCUCGAGGCCAAGUACACGGACGUCAAGAACGGCGUCACCGUUACUCAGACUUGGACCACGAGCAACGUCCUCAAGACGCAGGUCGAGUUGGAGAACCAGAUCGCCAAGGGCUUGAAGCUCGACGUCCAGGGCCACCUCCUCCCCGCGACCCAGUCCAAGGCCGCCUUCGUCACGGCCAUUUACAAGCAGCCCUCGCUCCACACCCGCGCCCUCCUCGACGUCUUCAAGGGCCCGACCUUCACCGCUGACGCCGUCGUCGGCCGCGACGGUUUCCUCCUCGGAGCCGAGACGACCUACUCUGUCCCCACGGGCGCCAUCACGCGCUACGCCGUCGGACUCGGAUACGCCGCCCCGUCGUACACCGUCACCCUCCACGGUCUCGCCAACCUCUCGGUCUUCUCGGCUAGCUACUACCACAAGGUCUCGAAGGACGUUGAGGCUGGCGCCAAGGCCAUCUGGGACUCGAAGGCGCCCACCUCGAACGUCGCUGUCGAGGUCGGCACCAAGGCUUACCUUGACAACACCGCCUUCGUCAAGCUCAAGGCCAACUCGGCCGGCAUCGUCUCGGCCGGCUACACCCAGGCCCUGCGUCCGGGCGUCAAGGCCAGCUUCGGCCUCGCGCUCGACACCGCCAAGUUGGGCGAGGCGAGCCACAAGGUCGGCACCUCGCUCACCUUUGAGGCGUAG